Molecule: messenger RNA, 1242 nt
Organism: Colletotrichum tamarilloi
Lineage: Eukaryota; Fungi; Ascomycota; Sordariomycetes; Glomerellales; Glomerellaceae
Exons: 2
Coding region: 1-1242 (413 amino acids)
Biological process (GO): positive regulation of transcription by RNA polymerase II
Cellular component (GO): nucleus
Molecular function (GO): DNA-binding transcription factor activity; transcription cis-regulatory region binding
Source: RefSeq, a predicted model, not a curated record
AUGCUUGUCACUAACCGAGACCACGUGCAGGUGAUUCAAGUCGAUCAACGUGUUCCAAUUGUCGAAAGUCUGGAGUCGAAUGUACCCGUGGAUAUAGUUGUCCAGCCAGAGAGAGGAACUGGGGCUGCCAAAAGCGAGUACAGCUUCUCAGAACAGCAAACUUGGGUACGAACAACGAACCGCUCUUUCAGCUUUGUUGACGAGACCGAAGAUGUGGUCAACAUCCAUGCUGUUGUCACCGGGGAGCCCGGGGCCGACGACGGCAGCGCGAAUACCUACUUAGGGACUCCACAUAGACAUGAAAGUCCACAGGACUACCUUGCUUUACUAUCUGCUGCUUCUUCUCCAGUUCCAGAGUUGCUGUCUCACUCUCGAAGCUCAGGAAUAAAAUCGCACGCCUCACAUGAUGCCCACUACGGCCGGGAUGGCAUCAGGAAGCAACGAAGACACUUGCGACCCAGUCCAAACACGAGCUCUGCAUCACAAGAUGCCAGACAAAAUCCAGCCAAAGAGUUCCAUCAUCACGACGACACGUCUGCAUCGAGCGGUCAUACUGGAGCCUCGAUACAAUGGGAUCUACUUCACCUUGGAGAAGAUUUGACACUCGAUUUUCCAAACAUCCAACACAUCUUUGAAGCGAUAGAUCCCCAACUAGAAGACAAAUCCACCGGCAACGACAGAACCUACGUCGAAACACCACUAUGGCCCCUUCAAGACCGUCAGGAAGCCUUCCUCUACAGAUACUUCGUCGACAACCUCGCACCUCUCUUCGACAUGUGCGACAACGAUAGACACUUUGCCAAGGUGGUGCCGAAGAGAGCAGUCUACUGCCCGACACUAUUGAACGCGAUGUUUUCAGCUUCCGCAAAACGUCUUAGUCGAACAAUUGGCGUUGAUGGAGUCAUUGCCGAUCGAUACCAUCAAAUAUGCCUUCGCUCGUUGAUCCCGGCGCUCUCGUCCUCUACGGCCGUCGUCGACGACAACCUUCUGGCUGCUGUUGUAAUCCUGCGCUUCACGGAAGAAGUCGAUAUCGGUUCCAUGACCCUCGAGUCCCAUCUGAUGGGUACUAGAAUCCUGCUGGCCGCUCAAGAAAACGCCGCCGAUUUUAGCGGUCUGCGACUUUCUGCAUUCUGGCUCGCUCUGAGGCAAGAGAUAAGUCAACAUACCCACUUCCUGGCACCCCCCUGUUUCUGGCACCACAAAAACGAUGGGAUCACAACCCAACCUCCUCAUUACUAUUAA